CUACAAAUCGAGCCCGGAAGUGGCCUAGCAUUUUUAGAAACAUGGCUGUUCAGAGCUGGACUGAUAUCCUAAAGUCAUGCAAGAAAACGGCGUUGAUGCACGACGGAAAAAGGAAAAUCCACUACCUCUUUACAGAUGGAAAAGAAAUGGCAGAAGAGUAUGACUUGAAAACAGAUGAGCUCAUUGUACGAAAGUGGCGCCAUAAAAGCACCCUUGGAGCACCGGGCCAGUGGCAGGUAGAGGUUGGGGAGCCACUUUUAAGCCCUGUUGCAUCUUUGGAAUCUGAUGUAAUCAAGGAGAACUGCUCUAACCCUGUGUUCAUGCGCAAAGACACAAAGACCAGCUUUCAGUGGAGAAUCCGCAACCUUUCCUACCCCAAAGAUGUCUUCAGUGUUUUAGUGGAGCCGUCUGAAAGAUGCAUCAUCAUAAAAACCUCAAACAAAAAGUAUUAUAAGAAGUUCAGUGUUCCUGAUCUCGAUCGAAGUCAGCUGCCAUUGGACAGCUCUGCACUCAGCUUCACUCAUGCCAACAACACUUUAAUUGUCAACUACAAGAAGCCCAAAGAGGUCUUAACCCAUGAGCAGGAGCUACUGAAGGAGCUGAAGAAACUAAAGGGGACCGCCGAAGGGGAUGUUGACUGCAAAACUCAGUGAAUUCUGACUGUGAGCGAGGAAAUAAUUCCGCAUUGCAUUUAAGCCACAUGUGAGCUCUCGUUUAUCUUUCUAUACUAAAUCCCUUCAUUAAGAUUCUCUGUGCUUUGUCACUAUCCUAAUGGUUCUGAUUCUUUUAAGUAAUCUGGGCAUAUUUCCAUGAGUUAUUAUUAUUGAACAAUGUCCAUCAAUUUAUAUUUAAGGCAGAUAUAUUCAUAGCCUUUUGCAAAAGAUUUAUUAACUUUGUUUUUGAACCAAGAAUGUUUUCCCCAAAUUAUUCCUUUGACAGUGAAAUCAUUUUUAAAUUGCACCACAACAGUUUAUGUUUUUGCUUCUUUUAAACAAACCUACCAUGGACUAAUUUUGAUGGGGGUCACAGAACCUACCACCUUCCUUUCACUGAUGUCCUUGUUAAACACUCAAAACACACAAUGCUUCAUCCCUGUUCAUUCCAAGGUCACAGUUACGAGGACAUCUCAUUUGUGUUAAAUGAAUACCCUCAUGUUCCUUGCAUGUAGUGGGCCACCCUGAAAGCCAUUACUGAAACUAGUGUUACCGUUUCCCAUUACAACAGAGGGCCACUCUGACUUACUGGUCCCCAGCUAAAACGCUAUGUAGAUACGAGGUUAGAACUAGAUGUUGCAGAGUUUUGUUUCAAAAUGACUUUGAUCAACAGGAAGGACUAUAAAAGUUGAUAUUUUGCAUCUGACAUAUGAAAUUCCUUGUGCAUUUACUGUAUAGUAUGUAAGAGAGAAAUAAUUAAAGUUUGAUAUUUGUCUACUUUUUUUUAAUAAGUUCAUUAAAAAAAAAAAA
This is a messenger RNA of Stegastes partitus (bicolor damselfish), 1463 nucleotides long. It is a transcript of the gene dpcd, whose product is annotated as deleted in primary ciliary dyskinesia homolog (mouse). Lineage: Eukaryota; Metazoa; Chordata; Actinopteri; Pomacentridae. The transcript has 6 exons. Bases 42 to 653 code for a protein of 203 amino acids. The record is from RefSeq and is a predicted model, not a curated record.